Messenger RNA from Lizanozyma spartinae, 1266 nucleotides. RefSeq names its product caspase family protein. Gene Ontology annotation, molecular function: cysteine-type endopeptidase activity. Lineage: Eukaryota; Fungi; Ascomycota; Pichiomycetes; Serinales; Debaryomycetaceae. The coding region runs from base 1 to 1266 and encodes 421 amino acids. Gene Ontology annotation, biological process: proteolysis. The transcript has a single exon. The record is from RefSeq and is a predicted model, not a curated record.
AUGUACGGUGGAGGUAAUCAUGGCAAUGGAUACGGUGGUCCUCCUCAAGGACCACCACCUGGAGACUGGGGUUAUGGAAGUAGUAACCAGAACCAAGGUUAUGGUCUACAACAGCAAUAUUCCAGACCAAGUCACCCCCCAUCCGGAUAUAAUAAUGAUAGUAACUACUCCAGACCAAAUGGACCACCUCCAGGUCAAUGGGGGGGCCAAAACAACAAUAUUAAUGGAUACGGUAGAGAAGAAUAUUCCAGACCCCCUCAUCAAAACCAACAACAGAUGCAAGGAGGAGGAAACUUCCAAAGACCAAGCACCCAACAACAGUCGUUUGGUGGGAAUGGCCAGCAAACAUACCAAUACUCCAAUUGUACUGGUAGCAAGAAGGCUUUGUUAAUUGGUAUCAAUUAUAUUGGCACUAAGAAUCAGUUACGAGGCUGUAUUAAUGAUGCUGAAAAUAUGAAGCAGUUUCUUUUGAAAUGGGGUUUCAAGGAAGAAGAUAUUGUGAUGUUGAGAGAUGACGCUUCUAAUAAACGUCAAAUUCCAACGAGACAAAACAUUAUUGAUGCUUUUGGCUGGCUAGUUAAGGGAGCCAAGGCUAAUGAUAAUUUGGUUCUUCACUAUAGUGGUCAUGGUGGUCAAACUGAAGAUUUGAGUGGUGAUGAAGAUGAUGGCUAUGACGAAUGUUUGUACCCACUUGACUUUGAAACCAGCGGAUUCAUUGUAGAUGAUGAAAUCCAUGAUAGGGUUGUCAGACCAUUACCUCAAGGAUGUCGUUUAACUGCUUUGAUUGAUGCUUGUCAUUCAGCAACUAUGUUGGAUCUACCAUACAUUUAUUCCACCAAAGGUGUUGUGAAGGAACCCAACUUAUAUUCUGAAGCUGGCCAAGAUGCCAUGACAAUUGUCCAAGGGUAUCUUACUGGUAAUCAGAAGAGUAUGUUUUCUGGUGUCAAGAGUUUGGUAAAGACUAUUGCUAAUAAGGAUAAGGCGUCAAAGGCCAGAGAAUUUACCAAACAAAAUAAAACCAGCCCUGCUGAUGUUAUCUCUAUUUCUGGUUGUAAAGAUGAUCAAACGUCUGCCGAUGCCAAUGAAGCAGGUAAGAACACUGGGGCUAUGUCAUAUGCCUUUGUCAGAGUCAUGUCAACUAACCCUCAACAAUCUUAUCUAACAUUAUUGCAAAAUAUGAGAGAUGUCCUUUCUGGUAAAUAUACUCAAAAGCCUCAGUUAUCUUCUUCUCAUCCUAUUGAUACAAACUUGCAAUUCAUCAUUUGA